Homarus americanus (American lobster) is the source of this 2555-nucleotide messenger RNA. Its product is annotated as D-beta-hydroxybutyrate dehydrogenase, mitochondrial-like. The record is from RefSeq and is a predicted model, not a curated record. Lineage: Eukaryota; Metazoa; Arthropoda; Malacostraca; Decapoda; Nephropidae. The coding region runs from base 757 to 1944 and encodes 395 amino acids. The transcript is spliced from 10 exons.
CACACACACACACACACACACACAUGAAAAAUAAAAUAAACUUGCAUUAAUGAAGAUCAAACACUGCAUCUAGUAUUAACGGGAGAUGAUAACCAUAGUGGGUAGUGGAGGCCUCUGCGUACCCUUGCCCCGAGCGUAGUGGUGUACGAGCGAGCAUCUCCUUGUCUGACUAGCCCCUGUGCUGAUUGCCAGACACGGAGGGAGGACCUUGGUAGGUAGCUGACGUGGUUAUCUUGCAGGUGUGUUGAGGGAGAGACAUAGUGGAGCUGGUGGAUGGCUGCUGCUGCACAAGUAGGGUGUUACACGUUGUCUGUUCUUCCUGUGUUACUGUCAGAUAAUUGUGUUGACGGGCAUCAUUCAUUCCAGUAAAAGACACACAUCUACGAGUAUUAAGUAUUUUGUCGCCACCUCUGUGUCGUAAAUGAGUCGCCAGUGAAAAGAAAAAAAUCUUACCAAACAUUUCUUACAAGAGGACAGUAGUCAUUAACUUCCACAAUUGAGGCCACGUUGCUGCUAUCCAUAUUAAUUAUCUAGAGGGACUGUAGGUGAGGGAGUGCGUCGUCUUGUUUCAUAAUCUGGUAAGAAACUAAGGCUACAGAAGAGGUGCUUGCGGUAGAGGUCUGCGGUGUGUGUCGUGAGCUGACCCUGAGGAGUUCUGGAGCUGGAAUUUCAUCAGGUUCAGCUGGCAGAUACAUAUAUUGUAUCACAGACUUUCUCCAUCAACUUACUGAAGGACGCGCUGGGGAGUUUUAUGAGAUGUUAUCAGCCCGCUACGCCCACCAGUACAAGACCACAUACAAGCACCAGCAGCCCACAGGUGUUGUCUUCACACUCUCCUGCAGAACGAGGAUGAUCUGGACGUACGACAAGACAGAAGAGGUGGUGUUCUGGGGGUGCGUGAGUGUCUUGCUGGCCGCUCUCCUGCACGUCUUAGGUCUCUGCUCCUGGUGGACGGUAUUCCCUACUACCUGGCUGCUAUCUGGUGGGGCAUCUCUGAUACUAAGUAGUUUGACGGUGUCGUCCUCAGGGAAGGCGGUGCUGGUAACAGGGUGUGACACAGGCUUCGGUAACUCCUUCGCCCUCAUCCUCGAUAGAUUAGGGUUCCGAGUGUUCGCAGGUUGCCUGCAUGCUGGAGGUGAGGGAGCCAAUCACCUCCGUCGGGAGGGGUCCAGCCGCCUCCAUGUCCUACAGAUGGACGUCACCAACCAGGAGCAGCUCGACAAGGCUGCCCAAGAGGUCAAACACCUGCUGCCCGAAGGAGAGGUGCUGUGGAGCCUGGUAAACAACGCGGGGUUAUCGGCAUUCGGGGAGGUGGAGUGGGUGCCCUUGAACACCUACAGGAAGGUCGCGGAAGUCAAUGUUUUCGGAGUCAUCUCCGUCACCAAGACCUUCCUGCCGCUCCUCAGAAGAGCAAGAGGUCGGGUGGUAAACAUGUCCAGCGUAGCGGGGACCAUCGGGCGAGGAGUCAUGUCACCUUACAACUUGACCAAAUUUGCCAUCGAGGGCUUCAGCGACUGUUUACGGCAGGAGAUGAUGGCGUGGGGUGUCUCCGUCAUCCUAGUAGAACCCAGCAACUUCUCUGCCGCCACCAACAUCAACGCGCAGCAGUGGAUCAGUGAACAGGGGGAUCAGAUGUGGGGGUCCAUGAGCGAGGAGGUGCGAGCUGACUAUGGCAAGGACUACUUUGAUACCUUGGUUAAAUUCGCUAAAACUCAAGCUAACAGCGGAGAGAAGGAUAUGACCUCGGUGUUGCAUGCCAUGACGGAAGCAGUGACGAAGAGGUAUCCAAGAGUACGCUACCACGCCUUCGACUGUUAUUACUUCUUCAAACAGAAGGCCGUCAUCCACCUUCCGGAGUGGCUGUCAGACCUACUCUACAUAACCCGUCCACCACUUCGUCAGCUCUCUCAACAAAAAACUACGGCGCAGACAAAACUCGACUAAUUGAAUGACACUCGUUAAUCACCAUCUAUUAACCUUGUUCCCGAGAGAAGGGUUAAGGAUAAGUAGCGUGUGCGUCAGUUAAUGAGUGAUCCCCAAACGCUUUAAAAAUCACGGAACGAUGAACUACCUAACCCAACCUAACCAUUAUUUUCCUAUUUUCUCUAUUCUCAAUCUUGUCCUUUAGGUAUUAUAGGUCUUAGUACAGUGUGUUCGUGUGUGCAUGAGGCCAGGAGAGAGAGAGAAAGAGAAGAACAAAUUGAUUUUUUAUUAUAUUACUACACUAAAUAUAUAUGUAUGAAGUUAUGUUAAGUUAUAUGUAAACAUCUCAGGUAUGAGUUGCAAUUAUUAUGAAUUUUGAAAUGAACAUGAGAGAUACUGUGUGUGUGUGUGUGUGUGUGUGUGUGUGUGUGUGUGUGUGUGUGUGUGUGUGUGUGUGCUGGCUCGGGGUUACGUAAUUAGAAAAAAACAAUUAUUGCUCCUCUCAAAGUUAAUUACCUUACCUGUACAAUAUGAUUCUACUACUUCAUAAGAGGUCCUCAGGUAGCUAUGUUCACCAACGUCUCUCAGAAGUCUGUAUAUCCACACAAGCAAUAUAAGGGUAUAGAUUUUUC